This is a messenger RNA of Peromyscus californicus insignis, 3842 nucleotides long. It is a transcript of the gene Zcwpw2, whose product is annotated as zinc finger CW-type and PWWP domain containing 2. The record is from RefSeq and is a predicted model, not a curated record. The transcript is spliced from 9 exons. Lineage: Eukaryota; Metazoa; Chordata; Mammalia; Rodentia; Cricetidae. Gene Ontology annotation, molecular function: zinc ion binding. The coding region runs from base 185 to 1204 and encodes 339 amino acids. Gene Ontology annotation, cellular component: nucleus.
GCGGAGUGGAGCUGAGUUAGCGUCGCAGACCGGCUGCUGUUGGGCUGAGGCCCGCGUUCGGGGCGCCCUCUAGCGCGUCCUUUCCACUCAGCGGCCACUCGGGUUCCGUAAGAUUUGUUUAACUUCUGAGGGAAAAAAACCCCAAAAACAACAACAAGCUAACUGAGUGGUCAGUAGCAACUCAAUGGACCCGGCCCUGGAGAGCAGUGAGUUUGUGAACAGGAUGUGGGUCCAGUGUGAGAAUGAAGGCUGCUUGAAAUGGAGGAUGCUGUCUGCUGAGGCUGCGGCCAGGGUGGAGCACAGUGAACCCUGGUACUGCUUCAUGAACACUGACUCCAGCUACAACAGCUGCUCGGUUUCUGAGGAGGAUUUUCCUGCAGAGUCUCAGUUCCUGGAAAGCGGGUAUAAGAUUGUCUAUUCACAGCUUCCUCUUGGAAGCCUGGUGUUGGUAAAAUUACAGAAUUGGCCAAGUUGGCCAGGAAUACUUUGUCCUGAUCCUUUCAAAGGGAAAUAUGUGACCUAUGACCAGGAUGGAAAUGUUGAAAAGUAUCACAUAGAAUUUCUGGGUGACCCCCACUCAACAGCAUGGAUAAGUGCAACAUUUGUUGGACUUUACAGUCUCACAUUAAAGAUGGCAGAAUGUACACAUAGGAAGAGGUGGUAUAGAAGUGCCCUUGAGGAGGCGUACCAGCUCUACAGGCAUUCUCCUGAGCAAAGACUAGAGGUGUGCUGCCUAUCAAAACGGGAUAGAGCCAAAGCAGGUGCUAAAGCUGCUGUGGUGGCCAAGAAAAGGAUUCAAGUUUCCAAAAAUAAUACUGAAAAAUAUUAUUCCAAAAAUAAUAAGAAAAAGCCCAAGGUUAGAAAGAGGAAAAGGAAUGCUGCUUUAAAAUGUUCUGUUGAAAAUGUUUGCUCUGAUGAAGCCUUAUCAAAGGAAAACAUGGUUGUCUCUGAGACGGAAUGUUUACUGAAAGAACUGGAAAAAAUGCUGCAGCAAGUACAAGAGCCCACAGCAAGAGCUGAAGAACCAGGGCGAGAACAGUUGUCUCAAUGCAGCCUGGAAGCUCCCACAGGCAGUCCAUUUCAGAGCUACCAUGAAGAAGACUGUAUUCAGAGCUACCAUGAGACAGGACUAAAAGCUGGAGAAUGUAUUGAGAACAUAACUAACAAUUUAAAAAAGAUAGAUGCCCUAAUAUCUGAAUUUUAGGAUGUUGCUCAAGUAUUUCCAAAAGUUAAUUAUAAAAACACUAGCAAUCUUUAUAUUUUCCUGUCAAACAUUAGUGAAAGAGGCAUAAAAAUUGACAUUUGUUAUAAAUUUAUACUUUGUGAAUGCCCAUGGCUUUGGGAGCCUAUCAAGUGACAUUUAAGUUAGGGUGUUAGAAUUGUAGAAUUUUAAAGUCUUGAUUUUUGUAUUGUAGACUUUUUUGUUUGCUUGAUUUUUAGAAUUCUUUAUGAAACUUAUCUCAUAAACAGGUGCUGUACAAUAAAUGUUUAGGCCCUUCUUCCAAUGUGACUAUUAAAAUGGCUGCCUGUUCUGUUACCAGUCUCAGAGAGAACUCAAAUGUAACACACGUGUAAAGUGUUUUUGUAGUUGUCUGGAAUAUUUUAAGUUAUAAGGAAAUAUUUAAAAAAUAGUCAUAUAAUAAAGUUUGAGAAUUCUUAAAAGACAAAAAUGUCAGUUGUCUCAUUGUAUUAGAAACAGGUAUUAUUAUUCAACAUGGUUCCCAAACAGCAGCAUCUCUGGAUCUUUGGAAUAUUAGAGUCCUGGACACUUCCCUAUUGGCUCAGUAUCUCUAUAGGUGAGGUUGGAGCAUGUAACUCAAAGUACAGCAAGAGAAGUUAAAGUUCUUCUGUAUGAAAUACCCAUAGAGUAUAGAUGCUAUAGAGGAGUAAAAUAUGCAUCAUUCCUCAAGGAUAGGAUCCCAAGAACAGUUUUCAGUGGCUGGCUGUAUUUGAAGAUAAAAUGGUGGGCCACCUGAGAAGAGAAAAGCUACAGAGCAACACAGAGGUGGGUGUUAGAAAUGUAAUGUAGGUUCACAGAAAAGAGCUGACACAAAAUUACCCUCAGAAUGAGCUUUGUUAAGAGAGAGCCUCAAACCAUGGGCAACCAUGAGCAGGCCUUGAAGAGGGAGAGUACUGGGAAAGUGGCUGCAUGGUCACACAAUAAACUCUGAAAGGACAGACAGACAGACCCAUCAGGACCAGAGGACACAGCUUCUGCCUCAUAGAUACUGAGACAGGUGGGUAGGCUUCACCCUGUGGUUCUGUCUGACCUGUCCUGCAUGGGACAGACCAGGAAGCUCUGAUAAAGACUAGCUGUGACUUAAGGUUGUCCCUGCUCUAGGAAGUGGGAGCUGAGCCUGCUCUCUGCUGCUAGUGGGAGGGAGACUACAAGGCCACAGCACAGCCUGCCUUGUUCUCAACUCUUCUAGAGAGAACUGCAGGGAGGGUGUGGCCUGACUCUGAGACAGAAAAGGAAGUGCUGAAGGGAGAGAAAUGGGAGCAGGUAAGUAACCUUAGUAAGUGGAGGGCCAUGGCGGGGGUGUGGGGGUGGGGAUGAAGGGAGUUAAGGCUGGACAAAGCAGGCAAGAUUUGUUCAAGGAAGACCUUGACAUCACAGCAAAGGGAAGCACUCUAUGUGCAGGAGAUUCAGUAUGUGUAGAGUUAAACACCCAAGCUGACUUGGAAUCAGAUCGUUCUGAGACUGGCAUGCAUGAGAGGGCAGCAGACAGACAUUACUGUGCCAGCCUGUGCCCCUGUGUCUCAGGGAAUCAUUGCCCUGAUGUUACCUCAGAUUGUCAGCUUCCACAUCAAGAGCCUUAGGGUUGCCAGCAGGCAGCCAGAACUGGCAGGUUAGGUGUCUGCACAAAGUCUUAUUAAACUCUCAGCUGCCUGGGAAUAAUGUACCACAGCAGCAAAGUUUUAAAUGGCAAAAGGUCUCUGCAUGUCAGGGAUGUUACAGAUAGAUACUUUCAUUUGUCCUCCAUGAAAGCUUAAUAUCAUUUCCAUCUGUUCAAGUCAACUUAUAGACCUCAUUACUUCAAGUUCAUCGGGUGGCUGGAGCAGCUUCCUUUAUUCUAUCUGCUCUCAGAAUCCUGUUGGUGAGGAGCUAAUGCAUUUUUAACCAGCUCAAGCAACUGAAAGGCCUGGUCUGUAGUACAUUCAGACAGCUGCUGCUAACUGUCUGAGAGCAAUGGCUAUGGCAGGAAACCCCAUUCUUUGUGUAGGUUCCUAGAGGUGAGGGCUAUAUGUGUUUCCACUUUAUGACCUCCCUGCCUAGGCUAUAGCAAAGUCCCUGGCUUGCAUGUUGACAGUUAUCACUUUCAUCUUGAUUUGACAUUUUCUGACAAUUUAGCAGGAACAUUGGCACUUUGUGUACUUCCAUCACCUUGAGUGUGAACCUGUGGUGUUUGUUUGGCCAAUUUCAGUGAGUCUCACUUAUGUCUGUGAUCAGCUUCAAAUCUGCUUGGCCAUGGCUCCAUUGAUCUUUCUAGGCUCCCUCACUUGUCUGGAAAGCAGGCAGAUUCUUGGUGACCUAGAGCAUCCUACGUGGGGAAGUCUGAAUUUGACUCAGCUUCAUGUUUCACUUUUCCUUUUGACCUAGACUAGCCCAGGCUUGUCCUCAUGGAGGCAUCAGAGCAACCAGAGCAAGAACGAGCCUCACUGUGAGACAGCUGAUAAGAUAUUAACAGGCUUGGAGGACAGAGGGUAGACCCCUUUCCCUCAUAACAUGCAGGAUGUAUAAAGCCAAGGGCUGGAACAGCAGAGUUCUAAUUGCUGUCUUGGGCCCUGGGAGGAGGUGUGACAUUCUCAGCUGCCCAGAAGGUCAUUAAUAGAUAACUAAA